AUGACAGCAGGCGGCGAAGGCCCCCGGAACCAUCUCCAAGUUCUGGCAAACUCCAUUGUCGCUACCAUAUUGUCAAUCGCUCAUGCGAUUAUUCUGGCCCACACAGCGGGCCCUAAAUCAUGUUUCUCACUCGGCCAGAAUGCAGCUGACAUCUUAAUCGUCGGAAUUGUAGCAAACUACGCCGCUGUCGCUGCAGACACCUUCUCCUCCGAGCUCGGCAUUCUCUCGAAAUCUAAACCCCGCCUGAUUACUUCGUUGAGUCUACGUCAAGUCCCUCCCGGUACAAAUGGUGGCGUUACCGCGACUGGUCUUGGGGCUGGUCUUCUGGGGUCGUUCAUUGUUUCCGCGACAUCUGCUGCAGUACUUCCGUUCUGCGCUAGUGCCGGAUUAAAGGAUCGGGCUCUGUGGACCGUCGCUUUGACUCUUUGGGGUACAUUGGGUAGUGUCCUUGAUAGUGUUCUUGGUGGACUUUUGCAGGCUAGUGUUGUCGAUAAGAGGAGCGGGAAGGUUGUAGAGGGGAAUGGUGGCAGGAAGGUUCUCAUUCACCCUUCCACUGGUAAGUCGGUUCUUACUGGUGAUCGCACUGCCAAAACCACUGGUAGCAUUCACAACGCUGCAUUGCGUGGCAUCCAGGUGACACAUGUCCCCGAGGAAACUCAGGAAAGUCGUUGUCUUGAAACUGGUCACGACUGGCUAGAUAACAAUGGCGUCAACCUCCUCAUGGCUGCGACUAUGAGUGUUGGGGCUAUGGGUAUUUCACAGUGGUUCUGGGGGCUGGAUGUGCUCGAUUUGCUGGUGUAA
Penicillium digitatum Pd1 is the source of this 801-nucleotide messenger RNA. The record is from RefSeq and is a predicted model, not a curated record. Lineage: Eukaryota; Fungi; Ascomycota; Eurotiomycetes; Eurotiales; Aspergillaceae.